Messenger RNA from Loxodonta africana (African savanna elephant), 1326 nucleotides. RefSeq names its product solute carrier family 22 member 7. Gene Ontology annotation, molecular function: transmembrane transporter activity. The record is from RefSeq and is a predicted model, not a curated record. The coding region runs from base 1 to 1326 and encodes 441 amino acids. Gene Ontology annotation, cellular component: membrane. The transcript is spliced from 8 exons. Lineage: Eukaryota; Metazoa; Chordata; Mammalia; Proboscidea; Elephantidae. Gene Ontology annotation, biological process: transmembrane transport.
AUGGGCUUUGAGGAGCUGCUGCAUCAGGUCGGUGGCUUUGGGCCCUUCCAGUUGUGGAAUGUGGCCCUGCUGGCUUUGCCCCGGCUGCUGCAGCCCCUGCACUUCCUCCUGCCUAUCUUCCUGGCUGCUGUGCCUGCCCAUCGCUGUGCCCUGCCUGGAGCCCCUGACAACUUCAGCCACCAGGAUGAAUGGCUAGAGGCCUACCUGCCCAGGGAAUCCAAUGGCACACUCAGCUCCUGCCUCCGCUUCACCCACCCCCACCCACUCUUCAACACCACAUUGGUGGGAGGACGACAUAGCCCUGAGGAGCUUGAGGGGGUGCCCCCCACAAUGGCCUGUCCCCAGGGCUGGGAGUAUGACCACUCACAGUUCUCCUCCACCAUUGUAACCGAGGUACCAGAGGUUGUGGGGCAUUGGGACCUGGUAUGUGAGCAGAAAGGCCUGAACCAAGUCACGUCCACAUUCUUCUUUGCUGGUGUGCUAGUGGGGGCCGUGGCCUUCGGAUACCUGUCCGACAGGUUUGGACGCCGCCGCCUGCUACUGGUGGCCUAUGUGAGUACCCUGGUGCUGGGCCUGGCAUCUGCAGCCUCCAUCAGCUAUACCAUGUUUGCCAUCACCCGCACCCUCACUGGCACAGCUCUGGCUGGCUUUACCAUCAUUGUGAUGCCACUGGAGCUGGAGUGGCUGGACGUGGGGCACCGCACUGUGGCAGGCGUCCUGAGCAGCACCUUCUGGACAGGGGGCGUGAUGCUGCUGGCACUAAUUGGGUACCUGAUCAGAGACUGGCGAUGGCUUCUGCUGGCUGUCACCCUUCCUUGCGCCCCAGGCAUUGUUAGCCUCUGGUGGGUGCCUGAGUCUGCCCGCUGGCUUCUGACCCAGGGUCGUGUGGAGGAGGCUCACAGGUACCUGCUCCGCUGUGCCAGGCUUAAUGGGCGGCCCAUGGGUGAGGACGGCCUGAGCCUGGAGGCCCUGAGCAAGGUAGCAGCCAAGGAGCGGGUGGUCCAGAAACCCUCCUACUUAGACCUGUUCCGCACGCCUCGGUUUGGAGUGAACUUCUCCUAUUACGGCCUGAGCCUUGACGUGUCGGGGCUCGGACUCAACGUGUACCAGACACAACUGCUGUUUGCGGCCGUGGAGCUGCCCGCCAAACUGCUAGUCUACCUGUCGGUACGCCAUGCCGGACGCCGUCUCACGCAGGCGGGAACGCUGCUGGGAUCGGCCCUUGCUUUGGUUCCACCCCUGGGCCCCGCCCACCCGCCGGAGCCCCGCCUCCUAGCCCGAAACCUCCCGCCCUUCCGCGGGGAGCUGGGACUCUCAGUCCUUUAA